This is a messenger RNA of Nothobranchius furzeri (turquoise killifish), 2114 nucleotides long. It is a transcript of the gene lta4h, whose product is annotated as leukotriene A4 hydrolase. Gene Ontology annotation, molecular function: epoxide hydrolase activity; aminopeptidase activity; leukotriene-A4 hydrolase activity. Gene Ontology annotation, biological process: proteolysis; leukotriene biosynthetic process; peptide catabolic process. NCBI's taxonomy places the organism in Eukaryota, Metazoa, Chordata, Actinopteri, Cyprinodontiformes, Nothobranchiidae. The record is from RefSeq and is a predicted model, not a curated record. Gene Ontology annotation, cellular component: nucleus; cytosol.
CUCGACCGAUCCAAGAUGGCGGCGCCACCGCUCAUUAACGCCCUAGGCAGUAGCGGUCACGUGGGGUCUAUGGAUUUUCGCCUGUUUUAUUGUGGAAGGGUCGGCCCGGAUGCUGGGGUGACGCAGCGCUCUCCGGUUGUGUUGCGGCGGCGAGUCUGUCUUCAGUCUCUCGCUGCCGUCGGACACAUCGGAAUGAUGGACCCCUGCUCCUUCACCUGUUUCUCCAGGUGUUCCACCAAACACCUGAACCUGUUCCUGCACGUGGACUUCGAUGAGCGCGUGAUCAGAGGAAAAGUGCAGUUGACGGUGGAAGCACUCGAGGACCGCUUCUCUGUUCUGACUUUGGACACCAGAGACCUGAACAUCAAGACUGUGUCUGUCAACCAGCAGCCAGCCCGCUUUGCUCUGGGAGACAAGCACAGCUUCAAGGGGACACCACUGGACAUCACGCUGCCCUUUGACCUGUCCAGGGGCCAGCAUGUCAUCGUGGAGGUCACCUACCAAACGUCUCCAUCAGCAUCGGCACUGCAGUGGCUCUCACCUGAGCAGACCGCCGGGAAGGAACAGCCAUACCUGUUCAGCCAGUGUCAGGCGCACCACUGCAGGAGCAUGAUCCCCUGUCAGGACAGUCCUUCCAUCAAACACACCUACUACGCCCAGGUGUCUGUCCCCAAGGACUUGGUGGCGGUGAUGAGUGCUGUGAGAGACGGGCAGAAGGUAGAUCCUCAGGACAGUGGUCGGAUCAUCUACAAGUUCAGACAGCCAGUACCCAUGCCUUCCUACCUGAUCGCCAUCGUGGUUGGAGCUCUGGAGAGCAGGCAGAUUGGCCCGAGGUCCAGAGUCUGGUGUGAGAAGGAGUUUGUGGAUAAAGCAGCGUUUGAGUUUUCUGAGACGGAGACCAUGCUGAAGACAGCAGAGGACCUGGCCGGGCCGUAUGUGUGGGGUCAGUACGACAUCCUGGUUCUGCCCCCCUCCUUUCCAUACGGGGGCAUGGAGAACCCCUGUCUCACUUUUGCCACGCCCACUCUGCUGGCUGGAGACAGGUCUCUGUCUAACGUGAUCGCCCACGAGAUCUCCCACAGCUGGACCGGCAACCUGGUGACAAACAAGACCUGGGAACACUUCUGGCUGAACGAGGGUCACACGGUCUACCUGGAGAGGAUGAUAGGCAGGUGUAUGGAAGGGGAACCCUUCAGACAGUUUAAAGCCAUGGGGGGCUGGAAGGAGCUGCAGGACUCGGUGAACACUUUUGGAGCCAACAACCCUUUGACCAACCUGGUCCCCAGUCUGCAGGACGUGGAUCCAGAUGACGCCUUCUCCUCGGUCCCGUAUGAGAAGGGCUUUGCUCUGCUGUACCACCUGGAGGAGCUUAUGGGAGGACCAGAGGUCUUCAUGGGUUUUGUGAAGUCCUACAUUCAGCUCUUCGCCUACAGCAGCGUCACCACGGAUGACUGGAAGAACUACCUUUUCUCCUACUUUAAGAAUAAGGUGGAUGUUCUGAACCAAGUGGACUGGAAUGCCUGGAUGUUUACUCCUGGGAUGCCACCUGUCCAACCUCAGUAUGAUACAACGCUGGCCGACACCUGCAUCGCUCUGAGUCAGAGGUGGCUCCAGGCCAAAGAGCAGGACCUGAGCAGCUUCCAGGAGUCGGACGUGGCCGCGCUGUCGUCCCAUCAGCUGAUCGAGUUCCUGUCGCUGCUGCUCCAGGGGGACCCCCUCCCUCUGACUCAUGUGAAGAAGAUGCAGGAGGUCUACAACCUCAAUGCCUUUAAGAACUCAGAAAUCUGCUUCAGAUGGUUGAAGUUGUGUGUUCGGUCCAAAUGGGAGGAAGCUGUUCCUCUGGCGCUAAAGAUGGCGACCGAGCAGGGCAGGAUGAAGUUCACCCGGCCUCUCUUCAGGGAGGUCUUUCACUUUGACAAAUACAAAGAAGAAGCUGUCCAGGUGUUCAAGGCUCAUCGGGCGGCCAUGCACCCAGUCACCUCCGCCCUCAUCGCCAAAGACCUGAAGGUGGAGGCCAGCAGCAGUGGUCAGUAGGAGGAGUCCUCAACCAUCACUGCUUUGUUGUCAUGGUUGGAACCAGUUCCUGCAGAAAUAAACUCUGACCUGAACUUGGA